Molecule: messenger RNA, 954 nt
Organism: Eutrema salsugineum
Lineage: Eukaryota; Viridiplantae; Streptophyta; Magnoliopsida; Brassicales; Brassicaceae
Product: mitogen-activated protein kinase kinase 8
Exons: 1
Coding region: 1-954 (317 amino acids)
Biological process (GO): protein phosphorylation
Cellular component (GO): cytoplasm
Molecular function (GO): protein serine/threonine kinase activity; ATP binding
Source: RefSeq, a predicted model, not a curated record
AUGGCUCUGUUUAGGAAUAAUCGACUCCCUAAUCUUAAGCUCUCUCUUCCACAAGCUUCUACUACUUCCCUCCCCUGUUGCUUCCCAAUCGUUGCCUUUGCAACAGCCUCCACUACAGUUACUUCCUGCUCAAGCAACACCGUCUCUGCUUCUGAUUUGGACAGAAUCAAUGUUCUCGGCAACGGAAACGGCGGAACCGUCUACAAAGUUCGCCAUAAAACAACCUCAGAGAUUUACGCGUUGAAGAAAGUUAAAGAAUACUUGGAUUCUGCUUCUCGCCACCAACUCCUCCGAGAGAUCGAAAUCCUCCGCCUUGUCGACUCUCCUUACGCCGUUAAGUGCCACGACAUCUUCCAGAAACCUUCCGGAGAAGUCUCUAUUCUGAUGGAAUACAUGGAUCUCGGUACGCUCGAGUCUCUAGUCGUCACAGAGGAUCAGCUCGCUUUGAUCGCUCGUCAAGUUUUGAAAGGGCUAAAUUACUUGCACGAGCUCAAGAUCGUUCAUAGAGACAUCAAGCCAGCGAACCUGCUACGUAACUCGAAACAAGAGGUCAAAAUCGCAGACUUUGGAGUGAGCAAGAUCGUGGUCAAGUCUUUGGACAAGUGCAACUCAUUCACCGGCACUUGCGCUUACAUGAGCCCCGAGAGAUUCGACAGUGAAGCUGCUGGUGCAGAGGAAGAAAGCGAAUCAAACGUUUACGCUGGAGAUAUAUGGAGUUUUGGGCUUACGAUGCUCGAGAUCUUGGUGGGUUACUUCCCGCUUCUUCCUCAAGGACAGAAACUAGAUUGGUGUACGCUAAUGUGCGCCGUGUGCUUUGGAGAACCACCGAAAGCCCCCGAGGAAUGCUCCGACGAGUUGAAGAGUUUCAUCGAUUGCUGUUUACGCAAGAAACCUAGCGAGAGAUGGACAGCUUCACAGCUUCUCAGCCACCCUUUUCUUCUCCUCCAAGAUUAG